Molecule: messenger RNA, 474 nt
Organism: Belonocnema kinseyi
Lineage: Eukaryota; Metazoa; Arthropoda; Insecta; Hymenoptera; Cynipidae
Product: histone H2A-like
Exons: 1
Coding region: 52-426 (124 amino acids)
Cellular component (GO): nucleosome
Molecular function (GO): DNA binding; structural constituent of chromatin; protein heterodimerization activity
Source: RefSeq, a predicted model, not a curated record
CUUCCUUAGAAUUUGUUGUGAGUGGAACAUUCGAUUCAAAACUUUCUAAAAAUGUCUGGUCGUGGUAAAGGUCGUGCAAAGGGUGGCAAAUCGAAGACGCGUUCAAGCAGAGCUGGACUUCAGUUCCCCGUUGGUAGACUCCAUCGUCUUCUUCGCAAAGGAAACUAUGCUGAAAGAGUAGGAGCUGGAGCUCCAGUUUAUUUAGCGGCUGUCAUGGAAUAUUUGGCCGCUGAAGUUCUCGAAUUGGCUGGAAAUGCCGCUCGUGACAACAAGAAGUCUAGGAUCAUCCCACGUCACUUGCAAUUGGCCAUCAGAAACGACGAGGAAUUGAACAAACUUCUCUCUGGUGUUACCAUCGCUCAAGGUGGUGUUCUGCCCAACAUCCAAGCUGUUCUUUUGCCCAAGAAGACUGAAAAGAAAGCUUAACUUUUAAAUAUACAGACUGCUUUUACAAUCGGCCCUUUUCAGGGCCAA